Linum tenue is the source of this 2483-nucleotide messenger RNA. The record is from the annotation of a GenBank genome assembly. NCBI's taxonomy places the organism in Eukaryota, Viridiplantae, Streptophyta, Magnoliopsida, Malpighiales, Linaceae.
CGAGUGUUUCUGUUUUGACUUUUGAGUUUUCCCUCUCAUACACUCUCCACUCCACUCUCUAUUCUUCUCCAGUCUCCGCUCCUCCUCUUCACUAAAAAAUCCACAGCUUCCUCCGCCAGAAUCCAAGUCCGGAAACCGGCGGCGUCCUCACAAUCGAGCUCUAACCCCCUCGGGAGCUUGGAUCAGUCGACCUUAAUUCUUUCAGCUUCUAGGCUUUAGCUUCGGGGAGCAGGAGCAAAGAUAUAAACCCUAACUCGGUCAUAACCGGCUCACCUUCUUCCAGCUGCUGGGCAUUUCCAGGAACGAUGGCGGAUUUACUUGGGGGAACCAAUCUGGACAAGUUAAAGUCGUUUAGUGACGAUCUGGUGGCGGUGUUGAAGAAGCAAACCAGCAUUCAUUUCUUGGCCCAAUGUCUUGACGAGUCGAAAGCUCUUCACACCUUUUCUGAGGCGGAAUUCGACGAGGUCGACACCCAGCUCGAAGAUUACGAGAGAAAGAUAGAGGAAUGCAAGCGGAAGACUCAAAAGGCAAAACUGGAAGUGCGUGAUGAAGCAGAGAUAGACCUUAUACAGAAGGAGUUGGAAGCUGAGCUCGAAAAGGAACGUGCUUUACGAGAGGAUCUCAGAGUGAUCAACAAUCAGAUCAGUGAUCUAGAGCAGCGAAGGGGCUCCGUUGACGAGCAAAUUCAAUUGAGAAAGAAACUGGAUCGAGAAGAGUCGAGGGCACAGAAGAAGCUUUCGAUGUAUGCUUCUGUGACGAAUAUCAUUCCUGACUUGGGCGAUCGUUCCAAAAUCUCAGGCCAUAUAGUAGACCGGGAUAAGAGGAUGGUUGAGAAGUUUGAGUUCAACCCAGCAGAAUCAACUCCAUUUGAAACAUGUGAGAGCAUUUGGAAGUUGAUAAAUCACCGAUAGGCAUUCAAACAUCCAUCGGUUCCUUCAGAGCUCUCUGAUCUGUUUCCUGCUGAUCUGGUUCCAUGGAGAUACUGUGUGUGUGUGUGUGUGUUACUAACACCUUUUCUGUACCAUACGUUAUUGUUGUUAUUAGUUCGAAAGGACCAAUGACCAUGAAAUCUACAAUUCUUAACAUAUGUGUAAUAUCCCAGGGUGCUUCCCUGCUCUCCUCUUUCCAUCCACCUCUUGCUCUGCUGAUCAGUGAUUUCUGGAAAAGCGUCCUCUCUGUGUCUCUUUCUAUAAUGUCAGUGUUAUUUUUGAAGUACGACGCAGUAAAGAUUUACCUAGGGUUUGUAUUUUGUACUUGUAGAAGACAGUAUAAGAAUGUGUGUGAUAUCAUGUAUUCUGCAAAUACAUGGUUUUUCUACCAGAUUCAUACCAGAAAACAAUAGAUUGAUAGAAACUCACAGGUAACAAUCCUGACUGGUUGUUGCAUAACUUCUAAUCCAUCUAGUUUAGUAAUCUCAACCCACUACUGAUAUCUCCUAGUUCACAAGGUUGUUACUUUUCUGGACUGAUAGGAAACAUCACAAGGCUAAGCAAAAUUCUAUUUUCAGCAUUAUGCUCUGUAGCACAUCUGUUCCUCAUUACUACUCUUCUCGAUGUCGUGACUACUCUUCCUGCAAGCACUGGGCAGUGACUUGCCUUUGUACGCGUUGCAGACAUAUGACACAAACUUCUUGUACUCCUGCACCACCCAGUUUCGAGUAAGUAACGGCAACUCAACAGCAUCAGAAAACUUGAGGAAUUUCUGAGAUAUGGCUAACCUGAGCCAGAGGGAUGCCGUUGACAGUGACCCAGGGUACACCUCGAAGUGGCGGCUUCAGAUGGGUAGUGUCGUAGCCAUACUUCAGCAGCAGCUUCAGACCCACAAGUCCAAACUCAGUGCACUCGAUGAUGUCGAACAUGUAAGGUUGCCUCUGCAGCAGCAGCCAUCAAACCUUAGCUGGGCAUACCAUUCUCAUGUUCCCCAAAGAAAGAAAGAAAAGUAAGUGGAUUCAGGAGGGGUUAUUUACCGCGACGGCAAUUAUGCAGGCGUGUAUUCUGUUGAGCAAGCAUUCAUCUUCACCGUGUUGGCAAACGAUUGUGGAGCCAAUGCUGUAGGCAUUGCCCCAAGGGACGAGCUUGAGAUUGACGAUGUUGACGAGAUCGGAACCCAUGGCUUCGGCUAGAGGAUGAAUGAUGAAGUCGCGGCAGUAGGGGCAACCUGUUUCGUAAUACAGGGUCAAGUUCACCUUGUCCGACUCGUAAGAAUAAGAUUGAGGUGGAGAGAGGAGUAGCAGAGACAAGAGGAGAAGGAGCAAUGGGAGGAAUGGUGGGGAAGCCAUUGCCUGUUGGGUUUUUUUCUCUUCUUGGGGUCUGUCUUCAAUAGAGAGAUGAAUCGAACUAGAAAGCGUGAGGGAUAAUAUGGCAAGGGGGUUGACAGAGAGAAAAUGCAGUGUGAGUAGUUGAUGAAUGAUAAUGAUGAUGAUCUGCUACUGGUACCGGCUUUAAAUGUGGUAGUUGUCGAGCGAACAAUCCUACAGAUCUCUG